AUGAAGCGGCACGCUAUUUUGUCUGUUAGUUCCAACGUCCCCAGAGCAGUGUUUUUGCAUUUGAAGAAGGGUUCGGGCACCAACCAGCGCGAUUUCAAGAUCCAAGUCGUCAUAUCCCUCGUAUUCGGACUGAGCGCAUUUCUCUCGUUUUGUGUACUUCGACCAAAAUGGACCAGCCUCUAUCAUGCCCGGAAGAAGCAGUCUGGCGCAGCCUCAGGACUUCCAGACCUGCCCAAGUCGAUGUUCGGCUGGAUACCUGUUAUAUACAGGAUCUCUCAAGAGGAGGUCCUCGCUUCUGCCGGUCUUGAUGCCUACGCCUUCCUCUUGUUCUUUCGAUAUGCCAUCAAGUACCUGUCGGUCACACUCUUCUUCUCACUCACGGUCAUCCUGCCGGUCAAUUACAAAUAUACGGGUCAACCAUUCUUCUCCGAACCGCCCUACAAUGAGACGGAUCCCCGCGAAGGAUACCAGCCAUUCUUCAUUGACGGCUCGAAGAACCCGAAGAAGCCCUUGAUCGAAAAGAACACCAGCUAUCUUUGGAUGUACGUGAUAUUUGUGUACUUCUUCACACUCGUGGCAAUAUAUCUCUUGGUGCAGGAUACCCAGAGCAUGAUUCGGGUCAGACAAGCCUAUAUGGGCACGCAGUCUACCAUCACCGACAGAACGUUACGUUUGUCAGGAAUUCCAAAAGAUAUGCGGUCCGAAGAGACCAUAAAGGACUUCAUCGAAGGGCUCGAGAUUGGCAAAGUGGACAGUGUCAUGCUCUGCCGAAACUGGCGCGUGCUUGACGACCUCGUGUCUAAGAGGAUGACCUAUCUGCGCAAGUUGGAAGAGGCAUGGACAGAGUAUCUAGGACAUAAACACUCUGUGCGCCGUUCACGAGCUCGACAAAGGGUGAAUGAUCCCGUUGGUGAUGAAGAGGAGAGUGGCGCGCUUCUGUCCAGGUCUGAAAUGGACCAUGCUCAUGCUAUGCCAGCAGAUCGGCCUCGCCCAAGCGUCACCUUGCGCAAGAAAGUCGAUGCGAUUGAUUACUAUGAAGAGAAGCUCCGAAUGGCGAACGAAAGGGUGAAUGCUUUGAGGACUGCGGAAUUCAAGCCGACGCCCCUUGCUUUUGUGACCAUGGAGACUACUGCGUCCUGUCAGAUGGCUGUGCAAGCCAUCCUUGACCCAAAACCUGGGCAGCUCCUGGCUACUAUCGCUCCUCCUCCCGCGGAUGUUGUCUGGAAGAACACCUAUCUAUCCCGAAACCAUCGCAUCAUUCGUUCCUGGGGCAUCAUGGUCUUCAUCGGACUUUUGACCGUUUUCUGGGCUGUAGCUGUCGCUCCUCUGGCUGGUCUGCUCAGCAUUGAAGUCAUUGACGAGAUUCUGCCCGGUCUUGCGGCAGCUCUUGAAGACCAUGAGAUCAUCCGCUCCCUGGUCCAAACCGGUCUCCCGACGCUGCUCUUCUCGUUAUUGGCUCUGUCCGUACCAUAUUUGUACGACUGGCUGUCCAAUCAGCAAGGUAUGACUUCUCAGGGAGAUGUCGAGCUGUCCGUCAUCUCCAAGAACUUCUUCUUUACCUUCUUCAACCUAUUCAUUGUCUUUACAAUUUGGGGUUCGGCAACGAACUUCUACGAGUUCUGGCAAGACUUGCGCGACAUUCUUCGCGACACUGCCGGGAUCGCAUAUGCAGUGGCAAAAGCCCUAGAACAACUCUCACCCUUCUACGUCAACUUGAUUGUCCUCCAGGGAUUAGGCCUCUUCCCCUUCAGACUGCUGGAAGUCGGCUCGGUCGCUCUCUAUCCUUUCUACCUCAUCAGCGCUAAAACACCACGAGACUAUGCCGAGUUGGCCUAUCCACCAAUUUUUAGCUACGGCUUUUACCUGCCACAGACGAUGCUCAUAUUCAUCAUCUGUAUUGUGUACAGCGUUCUGCCUUCGUCUUGGCUGAUCACCCUGUUCGGUCUCGUCUACUUCAUCAUUGGUGGAUUCAUUCACAAAUACCAAUUGCUCUACGCGAUGGAACACCGACAACAUUCCACUGGCCUCGCUUGGCCCAUGAUCUGCAAUCGAAUCAUUACUGGCUUGGUGCUGUUCCAGGUUGCAAUGACUGGCAUCUUAGCGCUUCGAGGUGCACUGACUGCCUCGGUGCUUCUGUCGCCUCUGUUGGCCUUUACUAUCUGGUUCACGGUGUACUUCCAACGCACUUAUCUCCCUCUGAUGAAGUUCAUCGCACUCCGGAGCAUCGAUCGGCCCCCUGGCACUCCAGAUAUAGCUACGCCAUUCGAAUCUCCAUGGGAUAGAGAUACUGAUUACGGACGAACCGUUGACACCCACCCUGAUACCGGACUUCGCUAUAUCAACCCCAACCUUGUACAGCCGUUAGAGACACUAUGGGUCGGGAAGCCUGGAAGUUAUCGCACGGAUGACACUUGA
Exophiala viscosa is the source of this 2415-nucleotide messenger RNA. RefSeq lists its product as uncharacterized. The record is from RefSeq and is a predicted model, not a curated record. NCBI's taxonomy places the organism in Eukaryota, Fungi, Ascomycota, Eurotiomycetes, Chaetothyriales, Herpotrichiellaceae. Gene Ontology annotation, molecular function: calcium-activated cation channel activity. Gene Ontology annotation, cellular component: plasma membrane. Bases 1 to 2415 code for a protein of 804 amino acids. The transcript has 4 exons.